This is a messenger RNA of Cutaneotrichosporon oleaginosum, 918 nucleotides long. RefSeq lists its product as uncharacterized. NCBI's taxonomy places the organism in Eukaryota, Fungi, Basidiomycota, Tremellomycetes, Trichosporonales, Trichosporonaceae. The record is from RefSeq and is a predicted model, not a curated record.
AUGCCGUCCCAGAACCACCACCACCGCUGGGCCCGCGUCGCCGACGACAAGGGCCCGUUCCGCGCUCGCGUCGCGCCCCCGACGUACACCGUUCUGCGUCAUAUCCUCGACCACGCCCGCGCCGAGGCCGUCACUGCCGCCGUCCGCCGCCCCGACGACGCCUACGCCCGUCAGCGGGCGCGCCUCGACAAGGCGUACCGCGAGAACGCGACGGCGUGUUGGGCCCUCGUGCCGGCCGUUCGUUGUCGUUCGUCGCAAGCGUGGGGCCACGAGUUCUGCGCGCUCGUCGUCGUCGCCGCCGACGACGCCGGCCCCGAGGUCGUCGCGGCCCUCGCUAAGCUCCGCUCUGGGCCGUCCCCGAGCGUCUCCAUCGACCUCGCGAGGCUCGUUCCCCUCGGCGCCUGCCUCGCCGCCACCUGUCGUCGUGCCGCCUGUGGCAACCUCGCCCCACGGACCGACCGCGCCCCCAAGGGCGCGCUGACGUACGGUGCGUGCAAGGCGCACGUCUUACACGACUCGUUCGUCGCUAUUCAGCGCCUCGCGGUCGAGCUGGCCGACGCCGCCGACGACCGCCGCAACCCCGCUCGCCGCGUCUACGAGGCGUAUCUUCGCAACGCCCCGGCGUUCAAUGACGCCGUCGUGUGGCUCGGUGACGAGCAACGUCAGGCUCGCGCCCGGGGUAAGGCGGUCGCGCCGCCCCCCAAGCCGGACGUGAAAAGCCGCCUGCGCGCCAACCUGCGCGCGCACGAGGGUGCCGCCCGCGAGGAGGACGAGGAGGACGAGGAGGAGGAGGAAGAAGAGGAGGAAGCGGAGGAGGAGGAGGAGGAGUGGAGCCGCCCGGAGGGGAGCCGGGACGCCGAGCGGCGCCGAGGGAAACGCCCUCGCCGCUCGCCGUCGCCUGCGCCCGACGACUAUUGA